GAAGUAUACUUUAGAAGACACAAAACACCUCCUGAACCCUUUCACGCAUGUCAGUUUGGUAAUGGAGAAAGUAUUUGUCACUACUAAGAACAAUGAUAUCUCUAUUAAGGAGUUAUGGGACCAAAUCAAUAAGAUAAAAGAGUCCAUUGGUAGUAAUAAAACUAGAGAUGGUGUAUAUAUUUCUAGUGAGUCAAUACCCCAGAUUGAGAGAAAAGACUCCAAGAAAGAUCCGAAAUCCCAUAAGUCAAAAUAAGAGAAACAGCAAGGAAGGCUCUGAUAUCAAUAACUUGAGUGUGAGCUUAGACUUAAAAGACAAGAGUAACGGCAAUACUUCAAAUGAAGUUUCUCAGGAUAAUUUUAACUCAAUCCUGUUGCUAGAUGGCCAAGAAGACAAGAAUCAGAGGAUAAUCGACUUGCUUAGCACUCAGGCUCAGAAGAUCAGAAAGCUUGAGAAAAAGCUUAAGGAUUAUAAACAUAGUUCCAAUGACAAAAUUGAGACUCUAGAGGCUGACCUGAAGAUACUGACUCAAACCAGGAUGAACGAUUUGGAUAAUAUGCUGAAGAACAUACAGAAAGACUUUGACAAGUUUCAGGAUAGCCAGAAGACUAAGGAUUAUAAUAUGCGCACUCACCUAAAGGAUACUACUUAUGACUUAGAAGUUUCUAUCAAAUCUUUGAAGAGAAAUUUAUUGGCUUUACAAAAUGAAGUGCAUGAAAUUAAUGAGGCUGGGACUCAGGAUAAACUUCAAGAGGAUCAAAAGAGUGAGAAAGCUGAGUCUACCAAGUCAGCCAAGUUGAGUAAGAAAGAUAAUUCUAGUAAAGCAGAGGAGCCUCAGAACUUUACUCAAAAAAUUUCUUCCCCUACAAGAAAGAAGGCAACUCAAAACUCUAAUGCGAUCGUUAUGGUCUGGGAGGAAAUUGAAAAGUUACAGUCAAAGUUUGAUGACUUUGUAAAUGUAGCAGAUUUUGAAGAACUUGCUGAUGAUGUUGAUGAUCUUAAGGACCAAUUAGCCCAGAUCUCACAAAACAACAAAUCAUACCUUAAUGUCAAGGAUCUUGCAGAUAAUGAAUUCUCAGAAUCUGAAGCUCUGACACCUGCAAAUGUGCCUAUAGGAAAAGAAAGUUUAGAAAAAAUCAAAGAGUUUUCUGAGGCAAAAGAGGCCCAGAAUACACCUAAUACUGCUCUCAAAGUUUUCCAGGACAACAAAAUCAAGAAGAUAUCCACUGAAGAGCAGUCUGAAGGACUUACCCCUACAGGAGGAUUAAUGACUCCAGGAGUGGCAAGACUUAACAAUGAUCUUACAUCUAAAGUGAAGAUCCAACAUUUCUCGACAAGUGUUAAAGACGAGAGUCCCUCUAAGAUCUCUCAAAACAGAAGAAACACGAGAGGUAAAAGAGGAGGUUCUUCCAAAACUCUGCAAGAAGUCAGAAAGAUCAUUGAAAAAUGGCCAUGGAUGCUUGAAACUAUUGAGGAGCUUCAAAGUUCUCAAAAGCUUAACUAUAAAAACAUUUUCCAGGUGGGAGAGAACCUCUCCGAGCUUAAGAAUGAAAUCAAAGAGAAUGUCAAAAAGAGGAUAGAUAGUGUUUAUAAUACUAUAACUGAAGAGACUAAGAAAGUUGAGGAUAACAUAGCCGAGCGCUUAGACAACUUUAAAGAUAAGCAUAGCCAAGAGGCUAUAAAGACCUUGCAGCUCCAGGUUGAGAAGCUCAGCUUGCAGUUUGGCUCCACUUAUAAACAACUGAAGAGCAACGAGGGCAAGAUUAAAGAGCUGGAUGAGUACCUCCAUUCUCCAUUUGGCAACUUAUUGCAUGGCAAUGAGAACUCUGCCGAAGACUCCGCUAUUACAGAAUUGAGGGACACAGUUGAAGAUGUGAAAAAAGUCUUAAAUAAAAUGAGAACAGAGGUUUACAGAACUGUUAAGGACUGCGAAAAUAAGAUCCUCCAGAAAGCAGAUGAGGAGCUAGUGAACGACCUUGAAGAAGCACUUCAUCAAGGCAUUGAUCAGGUAAUGACCUCCUCUACGAAGAAAUUCGCAGAUAGAAGAGACACUAAUAAAUCAGUUAGGCUGUUGGAGCAAAAUAUGAAAAAUAUGUAUGAUCUUUUUGUCUCAAGAGAGGAGCUUGGAGAUACUGAUGAUGCAAUGAUUGCAAAGAAAAACCUCGGUUUCACUUGAAUGUCAUGAGAGAAACAUAUAAUUAAUAUGGAAGGAAAGAAAGCAGAAUUCAAUAACUGGGGGAAGCUGCCUUAUAGAGAUCCGUCUGAACGGAUGAUGAGAGUUGGACAUGGGUUCUCAAAGAUGCUAAAUUCUAUAAAAACCAGUAUACCUAAAAAUACAGAAGGUAUUCCAAAAACUGUCUUAGAGAAUAGUUUGAAGAGUCCUGGUGACAUAACUCCAAAUGUAAAGUCUACUCAAAAUCUUUCGAUUGACCCAAACCCUAAGACAGAUGCUAAUAUUAGUCCGAAUGCUUCAAAUACAUUACAAGACUUAAACAAGACAGAGGAUCGAGACAAAUUUUUAUCUAUGAAACCUAAGAAGAUCAGCCUUUCUGUAAUGAAACAAUCAGCUCAUAAGAAGGAAAGUAUGAGGAAAUCUCUAACUGUUAUGAACAAGAAUAACAGCCAAGGCGGGCUCCCCAAAAUAGAGUCAUCAAAGAUGUUGUAG
Messenger RNA from Moneuplotes crassus, 2663 nucleotides. NCBI's taxonomy places the organism in Eukaryota, Ciliophora, Spirotrichea, Euplotida, Euplotidae. The record is from the annotation of a GenBank genome assembly.